AUGAUCCCCGAGACACAGGUGUCUCGCCACGCCUACGGCGCAUCUGACGACGUCUACGACCCUUACGACCCAGCUACGUUUACGACCUCUGCGCGGCAGCGCCAGCAUUCUACGCACCGUCCCUAUUCCUCUAAUUCCGUCGAAUCGCACACCCGUGAUCCUCAGCGUCCGUUGCGACGGGUACAUCGCCAGCCUGAGGUCCGCCAAUCGCCUCACCGUCGUGCGGUCUCGCUAGACGCCGCGGGGAUCCCGCUCAGACCGGCGCAGUCAAUUCCGGUCGUUGUUGAGCCAGCUCCGAGUGGCAUUGCUGCCUUACCCCCAGCUCUCUCCGAAGCGCAUACCGAUAACGACGGCUCCACCGUCGACGACCCUUACCAGCUCCUUCAUACCUCGUAUUGGCCGCGGAGAACAGCCCGGGUCUCAUCGCGAACCGCAUCUGCGAUCCUCUUCACUCUCGAGGACGCCAUUCGACGUCCGUUUCCCUUCACAACCGAUUGGGAGGAGGUGAAUGCUUCUAUGUCAGAUAUGGUAGGCGUUGCUGGUCCCGCCGCUCCGGUUGGUAAUGGCCGCGUCCAAAAUGGUGGCACCUCGCGCGCACCGCAAGGCCCUGUGCCGGUGUCAUCAGCACACCCGCCGAGUGGUAUGAGGACUCCAACCGACAUCAUGCGACAGCGUCGUGACCGCGAAGCUCGUCGCCGAGCCGAGCAAGAGGCCCGAGACAAAGAGCAGGAGGAAUUGAAGCGAUUGCAAUUGGGACAGGUACAACAAUCGCAACCACAAGCAGAACAGUAUGCUGCUGGCGUGACCGCCAAUCCACCUGCUCAAAGGGUCCCACGGGGCCCUGCGCAACCAGUGACAGCCACAGCAGCACCUGGUCCGGCUUUCCAACCCACCACGAGCGCUGCGCCAAGCGGCCGCAGAUCGGAUUACCCUUCUACACAGCCGACUGGAGAGAUACCCAGCCAGUCAAGGCCGCCGCAGGUCUCCGGCCAGCAAUCAUUGGGCGGUCAUGGCCGCACACAGAGUGCGUCGGCUGCAGGAGUCGGCACCCAGGGGCCUGGUCUCGCCAAGCCUGCGCAGCCUGCGCAGCCUGAAACGUCUCAGUCCCUCCAGCAACCUCGGCGCGCCGCUUUCCCUCAUGCAUUUGAGCGCUGGGAAACCCUGUCCUCGCACUGGGAGGGGCUCACCGGGUAUUGGAUCCGCAAGCUCGAACAGAACAACGAAGAGCUGGAGAAAGAUCCGCUUAGCCAGCAGCUGGCCCGUCAGAUCACGGAUCUAUCUGCAGCAGGCGCCAAUCUUUUUCAUGCCGUUGUUGAACUCCAACGUCUACGGGCGUCCUCCGAGCGCAAGUUCCAACGCUGGUUCUUCGACACUCGGGCUGAGCAGGAACGUGCCAAGGAAGUGCAAGCAGACCUGGACCGCCAGCUCAAGACCGAACGACAGGGCUGUGCUGAUGCCGUUGCCGCCGCCCAGAUUGCCGAAAAGGACAAGACCCGAGCUGAGGACUUGCUCCGGGAGAUGCGUCGUGAACUCCAAAUCUCCAAGGAGGAAGCGCGUCGCGCGUGGGAGGAACUUGGACGCCGUGAGCAGGAAGAGCGAGAUCGGACCAACUCCCUGCGAAACGGAGAGCCAACCUUGGUCGGUGGUGUGCAGGUGGUGCCUAUGAUCCAAGGUCUGCCCAGCCGCCACAACACCCGCCCGCCUACGCGCGAAGGUCCGUACCCCGGCGGUCCCACUGCCACGUCCAUGGGAGGAGGAGCGGCAUAUCAAGGCAAAAGCGCAGACCACGGCAUGAGCGGACAGUACUAUGAAAGUGGUGGCACGCCCAUGUCCCCGACAGAAUCUGAUCCCUUCACGGAGAACCAAAAGCCCGUGCAAGCAGAUCCUGCGACCUCCAGACCAGCCUAUUCCGAGCAAUACUACGAAUCAGCACAUCAAGGCGUGCCAACAACCUCCGAGCCGGAUCAGCACUCUUACGUCGGCAGCAGCGAAGCCGAAGACGACUUUACCCACUACACGCACGACCCGCAGGGCAGUUAUCCGCCGGCACUGUCUGAGGAAAGCGAUGACUACGACCAGUCCCCCACGGACGAACGCCACUUUGUCACGGAGGGUGGAUACACCACCAGCGCCGCCUCGUCGGCUCCAGUGCAGGCCCCAUUCGCGCCUCCGACAGCCGACUACACCGGCGCCGGCUAUGGCGGCUGGGACUCUGUAACUCCUCGACACCGCCAUCCCACGCGGCUGAGCGAUGUUCUCGAGGAAGAUGAGGUCAGUCGCACCAGCCCGAGCCGCGCUAGCCAGGCGAGUCGUGGCAUUCUGUAA
This is a messenger RNA of Penicillium lagena, 2325 nucleotides long. RefSeq lists its product as uncharacterized. The coding region runs from base 1 to 2325 and encodes 774 amino acids. The record is from RefSeq and is a predicted model, not a curated record. The transcript is spliced from 2 exons. Lineage: Eukaryota; Fungi; Ascomycota; Eurotiomycetes; Eurotiales; Aspergillaceae.